Molecule: messenger RNA, 609 nt
Organism: Globicephala melas (long-finned pilot whale)
Lineage: Eukaryota; Metazoa; Chordata; Mammalia; Artiodactyla; Delphinidae
Gene: TM4SF19
Product: transmembrane 4 L six family member 19
Cellular component (GO): membrane
Source: RefSeq, a predicted model, not a curated record
AUGGCAUGCUCACGGACCUGCUCCCAAGUACUGGGGCUGAGCCUCGGGACUACAGCCCUGUUUGCUGCUGCAGCCAACACAGUGCUCCUCCUUCCUAACUGGGAUGUGACCUACCUGUUGAGGGGCCUCAUUGGCAGGCAUGCCAUGCUGGGCUCUGGGCUCUGGGGAGGAGGCCUCAUGGUUCUCACUGCAGCUACCCUCAUCUCCUUGACGGGCUGGAGAUAUGGCUGCUUCAGUAAGAGUGGGCCCUGCCAAAGUAUGCUUACUGCUCUGUUGUCAAGUGGCCUGGCUUUUCUUGGGGCCUUGAUUUGCUUUAUCACUUCUGGAGUAGCCCUGAAAGAUGGUCCUUUUUGCAUGUUCGAUGUUUCGUCCUUCAAUCAGACACAGGCUUGGAAACAUGGUUACCCAUUCAAAGACCUGCAAAACAGGAAUUAUUUGUAUGACCAUUCACUCUGGAAUUCUGUCUGCCUGGAGCCUUCUAAAGCUGUCAUGUGGCACGUGUGCUUCUUCUCUGCCCUUCUGUGCAUCAGCCUCCUCCAGAUUCUCCUGGUGGUCAUUCAUUUCAUCAACAGCUUCCUGGGCCUUUUCUGCAGCCUCUGUGAGAAGUAA